AUGCACGUUCCAGAGAUUGCGGCUUUCGCCCUGCUUCGCGCAGGCCUUGCUGCUGCUCAGCUCACGUAUGCUAGCAACCAGGUUGAGGUAGUCCCGGAUAGCGAAGUAGUAGCGGCGAACUUCCCAGAAGUUGAACAUGUUGACCUGCGCUCGCCCGCUUUCGCCAACCCGGACGGUGUCCCGGCCACCUUUGCUAAUGGCACGAGCGGCCCGACAGACCAGACCACUCUCGCGCGCAAUGAGUGGAUGACCUACCACAGCCCCGACUUCAAGUCGGAAGAAGGCCGCUCGAUUCCUUUCGUCUACCUGUCUACCUCAAAAGGCGUCCCGACGGAUACCAGCCAGAACACCUACGGCAAUGCUGGCGCACCUUCAAAAGUACGCAUCUGGAUGCAGGGCGGCGUCCACGGAAACGAACCAGCUGGUGACCAGGCCCUGCUCGCCCUCCUUGGCAGGUUCGACGCCAAUGCCACCUGGGCGGCUUCAAUCCUUGAGAAAGUCGAGAUCAUGAUGCUCCCGAGAUACAAUCCGGACGGUGUGGCGUACUUCCAACGAUACUUUGCGACCAGCUUCGACCCGAACCGCGACCACACGAAACUUGCGCGCCAGCAGACUCGGGACAUCAAGCAGCUGAUGGUGAGCUUCGCGCCUCAUGUCGGUGUAGAUUGUCACGAGUAUAGCCCUACUACACCCUUUGGGGCCAACGAGCAAUGGGUAGAUGCCCAAGACGGCCAGUUCUCCGCCAUGAAGAACGCAAACAUCCAUCCCGAUAUCCGGAACAUGUCCGAAGCCGUCUUCGCGAACAACAUUGCCGCAGCUAUGGAGAGACGAGGUCUCCGAUGGGGCCCUUAUAUCGUCGGUCCCUCGGGCACAGACAAUCUCGUUCUGGAAGAAACCACCGGUGACGCCAAAAUCGGAGAUAGUGCCGUUGCACUGACCCAAGCCAUCAUGUUCCUGACCGAGACACGAGGCAUCGGACUAGCAGACCAGCACUGGCAGCGCCGCGUCGCAACGGGCCUGACGAUGGUCGAGACAAUCGUUCAGACGGCUGCUGAUAGGGCCGAAGAAGUACUCUCGACAGUGGAAAACGCGCGCGCAAAGUUCAUCGCCAGCACCGACGACAUCAUUGUUACGGAGUCUGCUCGGCCGACCAACAUCACUUGGCAGUUCAUCGAAGCGAUGACGGGAGACCUCGUUGAUAUUCCUGUACAGUUCCUCAACACCACACCCGUGGUAGCAAACCUCACCCGUGCGAGACCAGAGGCCUAUGUCUUUUCACGCGCGUGGGCUGAUGUGGCUGAGCGUCUGCGAAUUACUGGCGUGGAAGUACAGACGUUACAAUCUGAUUUCCAAGGCGAGGUUGAGGCAUUCAACAUCACGAGUGCCGAAGUAGCGCGGACAAAGUAUGAGGGAAUUGCUCGCACGACUGUGACGACGGAGACCGUGGUCAAGGAGGUUCGGAUCCCGGCUGGCGGGUUCUGGGUCAGUACUAGGCAGAAGAAUGCGGCGCACGCGUUUGUGACUCUUGAGCCUGAAGGUAUCGACUCUUAUGCUACCUUUAACGUUCUGCCGAACCCCAUCAUUCCGGGCUUUGCUCCAGACCCCUCGGUCGUCAUGGUCGAUGGGAUCUUCUACCUCGUCACCUCAUCCUUCCACAUCUUCCCCGGCCUACCCAUCUACGCUUCCCGUGACUUACAAAGCUGGAAGCAUAUAGGCAACGCAAUCAACCGCCCAGAGCAACUCACUCUCGCCAACGCAGGCACAAACUCCUUCACCCUUGACACCGGCCACACAAUGAUCGCAACAGGUGGCCUCUUCGCCGCCACCAUCCGUCACCACCGCGGGCGAUUCUACAUCGUCUGCACAAACUGCGGCUCCUCAAAUGGAUCUUCCGACUUGCAGAACUUUAUCAUUCAUAGCUCUGAUCUCUGGAGCGGACAGUGGAGUGACCCCGUAUCAGUAGACUUCCACGGCAUCGAUCCAAGUCUGUUCUUCGAUGACGAUGAUCGCGUGUAUUUCCAGGGUUGCUUCGUCAUGGACCGCUCAAAGCAGCCGAGUUGUACGAUCAAGCAAGUUGAAGUUGAUGUUCUCACCGGGAAGCAGCUUUCCGAGCAACGAGAGAUUUGGGGCGGGUACGCGAGAUACGACACCGAGGGACCGCAUGUGUAUAAAGUCGAUGGGUUGUAUUACCUCCUGGUAGCCGAAGGCGGGACUUUUGAGCACCACAUGCUUUCCAUCGCGAGAUCAAGAGACAUAUGGGGACCGUACGAAAGCUUCGAAGGGAACCCGAUCAUGACAGCGGAUGGGAAGGAUGAGUACAUCCAGAACAUCGGUCACGGGGAACUGUUUCAGGACGCGAGGGGAGCAUGGUGGGCUGCGGUGCUCGGCGUCAGGAGGGAUGGUGAUGGAUGCGCUGCCUUGGGGCGUGAGAGUUUUCUGACGCCUGUUGAGUGGCCUGAGGGGGAUUGGCCAAGGAUAACUCAGCCCAAGAUGGAGUUUGAGAGGGGGUUUGUGGAGGCUGCAUCGAGCUUGGAUGUACAAGCUUUGAGACCACCUGCCGGUGUCACGGAUGUCUUGAUCAGGGAUCCCGACUUUUCCAAGUAUCGGCUCUCUGAGGAUGACGAAAACAGAGUUACACUCUUGCCAAGCCGCAAGGGAUUCUCAAGUCCUACAGGAACUUGCACUUUUCUCGGGAGAAGGCAAAGAUCUUUGGCAACUUACGCCAUUGCUUCUCUCAAGCUAGACGACAACAUGAAGUCAGCAAAGGGACUUCGAGCAGGUUUAGCAAUGUACAGAGACAGCGCCCGACACGUCUCAAUAGCGUUCGACUCUGAUGCUAAGGCCAUCGUCUGCCAUGCCUUCAACUCUGCGUCUGGCCUCGACAAAGUCUUUUCAAAAACCCUUCCUCUGGGGAACGAGACACGGAAGAUCAAUUUCAAGAUCCAAGCUUCAGAGACUGAGUGGAAGUUCUAUGCUGCACUGCUCGACGAGGAUGUUGCUGCUUUUGGCAGCGAAAGUCUUGACCUGGAUAAUUGCAGUUGGGAAGAGAUCGGGGUGGUUCCGGUCAAGGAUCUUGAUGCCCGGGACUUCACGGGACCCAUUCUGGGCAUUUUUGCUCAGGCUUCAGUUAAGGAGACUGAAGAUACACCGGUUACGUUCUCUCACUUUUCAGUGGAAGACGAUGGAUUCCGUAUGUAG
Molecule: messenger RNA, 3198 nt
Organism: Colletotrichum lupini
Lineage: Eukaryota; Fungi; Ascomycota; Sordariomycetes; Glomerellales; Glomerellaceae
Product: carboxypeptidase
Exons: 4
Coding region: 1-3198 (1065 amino acids)
Biological process (GO): carbohydrate metabolic process; proteolysis
Molecular function (GO): zinc ion binding; metallocarboxypeptidase activity; hydrolase activity, hydrolyzing O-glycosyl compounds
Source: RefSeq, a predicted model, not a curated record